UCCGGGCGGGGCGCGGCGCGGCGGGCCGGGCAUGGCGUCCAUGGCGGCUGCGAUCGCGGCCUCGCGCUCCGCGGUCAUGAGCGGGAACCGGCCGCUGGACGAACGGGAGCGGAAACGCUUCACCUACUUCUCGUCGCUGAGCCCCAUGGCCAGGAAGAUCAUGCAGGACAAGGAGAAGAUCCGCGAGAAGUACGGGCCCGAGUGGGCGCGGCUGCCGCCCGCGCAGCAGGACGCGAUCAUCGACCGCUGCCUGGUGGGGCCGCGCGCCUCGGCGCCCGCCGACCCGGGGUACUCCGGCGACCCCGAAGACCCCGUGCGCUUCCCCGGCCUGCGCGGGCCCACGGGCCAGAAGGUGGUGCGCUUCGGCGACGAGGACAUCACCUGGCAGGACGAGCACUCUGCUCCUUUCUCCUGGGAAACUCGGAGCCAGAUGGAGUUCAGCCUUUCCUCCUUGUGUAUCCAGGAGCCAAGCAGCGGUGCUUCCACCAGUGAGCUGAGGCCAUUGCCCAAGGCCUCCCAGGGCCCACAGGCCCUCAAGACCACCCAGGGCAGUAGGUCGUCCAGCCUGGACGCCCUGGGUCCAGCCAGGAAGGAAGAUGAGGCACCCUUCUGGAAAAUCAAUGCAGAGAGAUCCCGGGAGGGGCCUGAGGCCGGAUUCCAGUCUCUGACCCCCAGCCAGAUCAAGUCCAUGGAGAAGGGGGAGAAGAUCCUGCCUGCCUGUUACCGGCAGGAGCAGUGGGUCCUUCCCAGUGUGAGUGUGGACCGGGAGAGACCCCCGCCUGCCCAAGCCACCUCUGGCAUGCUGCCCGAGGACCAACUCUCUGAGCCCUUGGGGAAGCCACUGUCCCUGGAUACCUCACAGGACGAGGACAGCGCUCUGGGUUCAGAGCCCACGCCUGCACAGGCCAGCUCCAGUGUCAUCCUGAAGACGGGCUUCGACUUUCUAGACAACUGGUAAACAGUGUUGGGCGUGGCGCAGCCAGGAGCCGAGGUGUCCAGGGUGCUGUGCCCAGGGAGGGCUUGUGGCCUGUUUYCUGGUUUCUCUACUAUUGAUUUUUUGGAAGCUGGUAAAUUUGCCAGAUUUUUUUUCUUUUUGAUAAAACCAGAUAUAUAUGCUAUUUUCAACAAUUUGCUAAUGGAAGUUUUACAUCUGGAAUUUUUAAGGAUCAUUAGGAAUUUAGUGGAUCUUGUUAGUAAGCCCUUCCAGCUCUGCCCAUGACCCUCCUCUCAGGAGGCCUCCUCGCUGAYGUCACCAAGUCACCACCAAAUCCUGUCUCCUGUUCGUGCCCUCCCUAUGCAGCUGGCCUCCUUGGUGGUGGCUGCCGUAUCCUCGGUCCUGCACGUUGGCCACUGCUGUUCCCACAGGAAGAUMUGCCCUCAGGAACUCCCAGUGCUCACAGCCCCUGGCUGAAGGCACAUCCUGCACCAUGUGCCACCUGCCACCUCAGGUGGCUUCCAGGAAACAGACUGUCAGCAUGUGGUGGACAUGCGGUGAGCUGCCCCAUGGUCACUGAAGUAUCUAUCCUGUUUAACAAGAGCUGCGUGUCUGGAGUUGUGCGCCGACCUCCUGUUAUCCGUACCUAGCUUCAGCAGCUGUGGGCUACCACGUUGCCUGGUUUUGUACCAGUUUCUUUUGGGAAGCUCCCAGCACUUAUGUGACCUGUUGCUUGUCCCCGUGCUGCACAUGAGUGGUCGGGGUGGCAGUGCUGCUGGGGCAGAGGCCCCUCUGAUUCACUACUGCUGCUUUCCAGAGGAGAUGGGCUGUGGCUGCCCACCCCCAACUCCUCAGGCUGCAUCAAGAUGGGCCCUCCCAGCCCUGACCACAGCAGAGUGGGAGAGGUGGCCAGUGGGCCCCAGAAGUGCCCUGGGGGCCCCACAGCACCCCAGGAGGGCUUGUCUGGGGCUGGAGCAGAUUCCCAGGCUGUGUGGCAGGAGGGUGGACCUCAGCUGGAGGCCACUGCCCUCACUAUGCCCUGCCCUGUGCUCUGGCAGGAGGCGCCUUCUCUGCCGUGCACACACCACUGCCACUGUGUCCCCUCACCUGAGGCCUUAUUCCCUCGGAGCCCUGCCAACAAGCUUCAGGACCAAAGGGUGGCUUUUAAAAACACGCUUCCUAGGCCCUUCUGAAGUACUCUCCAGGACAYCAUCUGACUCCAACCGCCUCCACCCCCAGGAAAGUCUUUGCCAAAGCCAUGGCUAGCAACUGUGCUGGUCCCCACCCUUGCUGGGUGCCCCGGGGUGUGGGCUUCACCUCCCUCCUCUGGUCCCUCACUGCAGUGUGGCAGAUAGACAUCCCUCUGUAACACGUGAGCAUUCUUUUUUWUAUAUAUAUUUUUUUAGUUGUAGAUGGGCACAAUAUCUUUAUUUUAUUUCUUUAUUUUUAUGUAGUGCUGA
Messenger RNA from Urocitellus parryii (Arctic ground squirrel), 2394 nucleotides. It is a transcript of the gene C9H1orf198, whose product is annotated as chromosome 9 C1orf198 homolog. The record is from RefSeq and is a predicted model, not a curated record. NCBI's taxonomy places the organism in Eukaryota, Metazoa, Chordata, Mammalia, Rodentia, Sciuridae.